Molecule: messenger RNA, 2030 nt
Organism: Piliocolobus tephrosceles (Ugandan red Colobus)
Lineage: Eukaryota; Metazoa; Chordata; Mammalia; Primates; Cercopithecidae
Gene: PARD6G
Product: par-6 family cell polarity regulator gamma
Biological process (GO): regulation of cellular localization; establishment or maintenance of cell polarity; centrosome cycle
Cellular component (GO): cell cortex; nucleus; apical plasma membrane
Molecular function (GO): protein binding
Source: RefSeq, a predicted model, not a curated record
AUGGCCGGCCCAUCUCGUCAAGAGUUCAGGAAGAACCAGAGUCGCGUGCACUUGCUGGCCCUCCUCCAAGAAGGGUGUCGUGUCGGCCCGUUUCCUCCACUGAGCCGCUUGCGCUUCUGCCCCCUGCCUAUGAACGUGUUCAUCUUUCAGUUUACACAGCCAUUUGACAGUGGCAGACGGUGGUCUAAGCUGCACCAUGAGGGGACCCAUUCCCUGCUGCUCAAAAAUCCCCUCACGUUCAUCGUGGGCCGUGUUCCUGUGGUCGUCCUCAUCUCCCUACGUGGCUCAGAGCAUCAGAGACACUGGGGGAGGAAGAGUACCUGCUCCAAACUUGCUGCCCUGAGUGAGCUGCUGCAUGAAGAGCCGUGCCCUGUCCUCAGCACUGCCCAUGUGUUGUCCUGCACACACAUCCACAUCAGGAACCACAACAGAGGACCCACAGCGGGGCCUGCAGGUCUGGGACGCUCCUGUGCACCCUGGGUGCCUCGGCGUCGCGCAGAUGGAACAGCAGUGCCGGGUGACGGCCGAGGGCUCAGGCGGGGCUCAGUUUGUUCCCCUCUAACUGUCCCCUCUCCCGCAGAGGAGGCCGAGCGCGGCAGCCUCGGCGCGGGCUCGCUGUGCAGGCGGAGGCGGGCGCUGGGCGCGCUGCGUGACGAAGGACCCCGGCGGCGCGCACACCUGGACAUCGGCCUCCCGCGAGACUUCCGCCCCGUGUCCUCCAUCAUCGACGUGGACCUGGUCCCCGAGACGCACCGGCGAGUGCGGCUGCACCGGCACGGCUGCGAGAAGCCGCUGGGCUUCUACAUCCGCGAUGGCACCAGCGUGCGCGUGACCCCGCACGGGCUGGAGAAGGUGCCCGGCAUCUUCAUCUCGCGCAUGGUCCCCGGGGGCCUGGCGGAGAGCACCGGGCUGCUGGCUGUGAAUGACGAGGUCCUGGAAGUGAACGGCAUUGAGGUGGCCGGGAAGACGCUGGACCAGGUCACGGACAUGAUGAUCGCCAACAGCCACAACCUCAUCGUCACCGUCAAGCCCGCCAACCAGCGCAACAACGUGGUGCGUGGCGGCCGCGCGCUGGGCGGCUCGGGACCGCCCUCGGACGGCACCGCGGGCCUCGUGGGUCCCCCCGCCCCGCGCGUCCUGCAGAACUUCCACCCCGACGAGGCGGAGAGCGACGAGGACAACGACGUGGUCAUCGAGGGCACGCUGGAGCCUGCACGCGCCCCCCAGGCCCCGGGCGCCCCCGCAGGCAGCCUCUCGCGGGUCAAUGGCGCGGGCCUGGCGCAGCGGCUGCAGCGGGACCUGGCCCUGGACGGCGGCCUCCAGCGGCUGCUCAGCUCCUGCGGGCGGACCCACGUCACAGCCUGGCCCUGCCACCAGGCGGCGUGGAGGAGCACGGGCCCGCGGUCACGCUCUAGACUCCAGAGACGCCCCCACAUCCCAGCUCCAGUUCCCGGGUAAGGGCAGGGACAGGACCUGCAGACUGCAUCCCCUCCUUUUUUGUUGCUUUUGUGACCACAAAAACAACUCAGCUCUUUGUUUCAACUUCUGGAUAUAGAAACACAAAUAUUGCCUAUUUUUAUAGAAUUUCGCCACGGAACUUACAAGGAAUGCCUGAAGACAACACUCUACAGCAGGCCUGAGUGCAGCUCUUAGCGCCUUUGCCAAGUGAUAGAAAAGAUCUGACCAAGUGCAAACAAAUGCUUUAAAAAUUUUUGACAAAUACUUUGUUUUUAAAAUGAAGCUUUAAAAUUACUUUUUAAAAAUAGUCAAAUUCAUGUUUUUAACUUGGCCCAUGCAAAAUAUGUCUCAGCAUUCUUGCUGUGCUUUCUGCUGACUUGCAGGGGAGGCCGACGGUGCUGAUGUAUGUGACAGGCUGGUUUUUAAGAACGAAUGCAGCCGGGCCGGGUGGCUCAGGCCUGUAAUCCCAGCACUUUGGGAGGCCGAGGCGGGCGGAUCACGACGUCAGGAGGUCGAGACCAGCAUGGCUAACAUGGUGAAACCCCGUCUCUACUAAAAAUACAAAAAAAUUA